AUGCUGGAAAGCAGCCCGGCACCGCUGAUAAAGGACGAGAUCCGCCAUUUACAAUGGUGUUGGCCAAUGCUGACCAAGCAGCGGCGGUGGUCGCUGAUAAUCCUUGCAAAGUCGCAGGCGUGCUGCCUACCCUACAAACGCUUGAGGAGCGUAAAGAUCACUGGGCAUCAGUUGAGAGACCAGAGCCCACGAUGGCAAGGUAUUGUCAUCCUCCUGAGACGAGCUCUGAAAAUACCUGAUAUCCUAGACAGUUUGGUGAAAGCGAUGGCGAGCGUAACUCAGCGGCAAGAUCGGUUGGACCGUAGAGAGAUGAUUCAACCUGUCGAACGGGCGAGCCAACCAGAAAUGUGA
Molecule: messenger RNA, 351 nt
Organism: Soboliphyme baturini
Lineage: Eukaryota; Metazoa; Nematoda; Enoplea; Dioctophymatida; Soboliphymatidae
Source: the annotation of a GenBank genome assembly